Messenger RNA from Chionomys nivalis (European snow vole), 6066 nucleotides. It is a transcript of the gene Ap5m1, whose product is annotated as adaptor related protein complex 5 subunit mu 1. Gene Ontology annotation, cellular component: lysosome; cytosol; late endosome. The transcript is spliced from 8 exons. Bases 200 to 1675 code for a protein of 491 amino acids. Lineage: Eukaryota; Metazoa; Chordata; Mammalia; Rodentia; Cricetidae. The record is from RefSeq and is a predicted model, not a curated record. Gene Ontology annotation, biological process: endosomal transport.
UUUCCGAGGUGUGUGUUGACUUCCUGGAGGGACAGGCGGACUUGAGUCACCGCACUGGAGAGAGCGAGCGUCUCACGUGAACACUUGCGGCGCGCGGGGAACGCCGACGUUCCCCGGCGGAGUCCAUCCCAAGGCCGGUCUGCUCUGGCCGGAUGGCGGCUUUAGUUUCUGUGAUGGUCUGAUACUGCGGCGGCUCACCAUGUCCCUGCGGGCAGUGUGGCUCAUCCGUCACGAGCCGGGAACUCCGCUCGGUGGCACCGUCAGGUUCUCCAGACGAUACCCUACUGUUGAAAAGCGAGCCAAAAUCUUCAAUGGAGUGAGUUAUGUUCCUGUACCCGAAGAUGGUCCCUUCCUGAAGGCAUUACUCUUCCAACUGAGAUUAUCGGGUGAUGAUAAAGACUUCGUGGAGAGGCGUGAUAGCUGCUCACACACCAACAAAUCACCCAUCUAUGGACUUUCAGUAGGCGGUGAAGAACUCUGGCCAGUCAUUGCUUUUCUGAGGAACGAUAUGAUUUAUGCAAGUGUUCCACUGGUUGAACAAGCUCUAUCUCCCCGCCCAUCUGUAGUUAGUGUUAGUGGAGUCUCACAAGGCUUGGAACUGCUUUUCGGGAUACAGGAUUUUCUCUACUCCUCAAGUCAGAAAAGUGACACAGACCUGAACACAAAGUUGAGUCAGCUGCCUGACCUGCUUCUGCAGGCUUGUCCUUUGGGUACCCUCUUGGACACUAACUUGCAGAAUUCACUGAAUAGUACUAAUUUCUCAUCUGUGACUCAGCCGCACAAACAGCCAGCAUGGAAAGUUGGAACAUACAAAGGAAAGCCUCAGAUUUCUAUUUCUAUCACUGAAAAAGUGAAGUGCAUGCAGUAUGGUAAACAGGACGCAGCGGACACGUGGCAAGUUGUUGGGACAGUCACUUGCAAGUGUGACUUGGAAGGAAUCAUGCCAAAUGUUACCAUCAGCUUGAAUCUCCCCACCAAUGGAUCUCCACUUCAAGAUAUUAUCGUUCAUCCUUGUGUGACUUCUCUUGAUUCAGCCAUUCUGACCGCUAGUAGCAUUGAUACAAUGGACGAUUCUGCGUUUAGUGGGCCUUAUAAAUUCCCGUUCUCUCCGCCCUUAGAGUCAUUCAGCUUAUGCCACUACACUUCUCCGGUCCCUGUCCCACCAAUAUUGGGUUCUUAUCACAUGAAAGAAGAAGAGGUACAACUGAAAAUAACAGUUAAUUUAAAGCUUCAUGAAAGUGUAAAAAAUAAUUUUGAAAUCUGUGAGGCUCAUAUACCUUUUUACAACAGAGGUCCGAUUACCCAUUUGGAAUACAAAGUUAGUUUUGGUCAACUUGAAGUAUAUCGAGAAAAAAGUUUGUUGGUCUGGAUUAUUGGACAGAAGUUCCCCAAAUCAAUGGAAAUUAGUCUUUCUGGAACUCUAACGUUUGGAGCCAAGGGCCAUAACAAGCAGCCAUUUGAUCACAUUUGCAUUGGAAAUACAGCAUAUGUAAAGCUUCAUUUUAGGAUCUCAGAUUAUACACUCACUGGAUGUUAUGCCGAUCAGCACUCAGUUCAAGUUUUUGCAUCAGGAAAACCAAAAAUAAGUGCAUAUCGGAAACUAAUUUCUUCUGACUACUACAUCUGGAAUUCUGAAGCUCCUGCUCCAGUAACAUAUGUGUCAUUGUUGCCAUGAUUUUCUCAUAUGUAUUUUCUCAUAAAUAUUUAUUUCUUCAAAUGGGAUUUAUGUGAUGUAACAUUCUCUAGUAGAAUCAUAGUAUUUUUAUAUUCAUAUAACCUGUGACUGAAAAAAAUCACUGAAUGAUUUCUUUAUCCAAACAUUUAUAUCUGAUGUCUUUAGUCUGAUACAAUGUGAAAGAAUAUAUUCAAGGCUAAUGUCUUCCUUUCUUUGUUGCCCUCUGAUUUCAUGCCAGUAUGACUCAGGACACAUGAAAGUAGUGAUUCAUUUUGACUUAAGACCAGUCUUGGUCUCCAUGCCAUAUGUUCCUUCCUGGAACUGUGGCAGGCCUCCAGGCUCAGUCCCAGCCAGGACAGGCCCAGUCGUGGCCUCCUGUGGGACAGGCUGUGCUAGUCAGUCAGAGUCCUUUCCUUGAGUAAGAGCUCAGCCUUCCCCAGCACAGUCUCAGGCAGCUGUCCUGUGGGUUGUAGGGACCUACAAGGAAACUGUGCUUAUCCAAACCUAGCAAGCAGCAUGCUAUUUCAAAAUAGCCAUGAUCUGGUUAUUAAUUACGAAUCCUUUCUUUGAAUGCGGAGAUACUGCUCAAAUAGUAAGCUGCUCUUCAUGACAUCCCUCCUCCUGGCCAAUAAGGAACCUGCAUAACUCUGUUCACUGUUCUUGAGCUGCUCUUCUGGGCAGGGUCACUGUGCAGCUGAGGAUGACGCUGAGUCCCUCUGAGUGCUGGGGUUUCAGUGUCCGAUUUGUUCUCCGCUUCUAGGGAGCAAACUCAGCUUCAUGCAUGCCAGGCAAGCACCCUACCAGCUGAGCUAUGAUGGUAACCCAAUAACCCCUCUCAGGCUCCUUUAACUAACUUAAUAAUCUGCCCGAAUGACGUGUUUAGGGUACCAGGCGACCAGGCUGCAGUACUUCAGAAGAUGAGCACAGUGGUCUGUGAUUAUUCAGUGUACUUGGACAAGGUUUUAAAAAUAAUUCUAGCUAUUAUACUCUUUUUUUUAAAAUUAAAGUCUGUUAACGAAUGAACUCAGGUAAACUCAAAAGCUCUUUCAUGGGUAAAAGCCAUUUACACUAAUUUAAUGUAGCAUAUUUUUCUUAAGUCUGUCCCUGUCAUUUUCUCUACCAUUUUCUUGAUUCCUUCAAAACCCUCUACCGUGCUCUGUAUCCUCUACCCAUUUCUACCAUCUCGCUUCAUAUUCUGCUUCAGAGCCAUGUGUUGUCGCCAAACUGAAUUUUAAGUGGCCAUUAAAAAAAAAUUAAAGAUCAUGAAAACUUAACUGAUGUCAACUGAAGCCUGACCUCCCCCUCAAAGAAAUGAGUGACAUACUAAUAUUUAAUUGGAUUUAUCCUGAGUUCUAUUUCUUUGUUGUCUUUUUUAAAAAUGAGUCUUCUAAAAAGGGCUUAGAGAAAGCUGCUGAUUGUUCAGAGAAGAGUUAAACCCAUUGAGGAGGAAGUGUGUAUAAACUAGGACUUGAAAUACAUUUUCAAUUAGGGUCAUUCCUACUCAUUAUAAACCCUCUUUGCCUGCAAAGCUUCUCACAGCCUCAAGUUCUGUAUUCAGUCAUCCUAAGUCAUCCUAAGUAAGGAGAAGAGGGUAAUUGCCUGACCAGGACGGUAACUUGCUGUCCCAACUCACCCAAAGGAAGUCAGCAGUGAAAGAAAACACAGUUCUGUGGUUUCUAUCACUCUUCAACUCAAAGUGUAACAUGGUACUUUAAUUUAUUAGUGUAACUGUUUGGAAAUUUUGACUGUAUAAAUGCUUAGCAAAUUGUUCUAAGAUAGGCAGGACACAUUCAUCUGGAAAAAUUCAAUAUAUAAUCCUUGAGGCAAACUCUCUUCAUAAACAAAUUAGAAAAACCAGUGACCUCUAAUUUGACAUUUCUAGAAACCUAGGGAAAAUCUAGGGGUUCCUAGAAAAGCAUGGGGGUGACAGGGAAGCAAUGCCAUCUGUUGCCGUUCCGUUCUGACAACACUAGGGAGCUAAAAGCCAGCCCACAUUUCAUCCCAUUGAGAUCAGCUGGGCACACUGAUGCUUUUGAUUUUGUCUAGAAACCUGUCACUUCAGGAUAAUUUCUGAAGACAAAGCUUGUUCCCGGUUUGGUAGGUGACCUGUUUAAUGUUUUCCCUGUGUCUGGGAGCUCCUUAGUGUAAUUAGCGACCUUUGAACUCCACAGCUAAUCCUGAGCUAUUUUGUAUUCCUUACUCAUCUUUAAGGCUGGACCUUUCUUUUCUUCAGAGUCCACUGCCACAAUUAAAGAAGAAACAGCUGCAUUUCAAAGGGAUUCCGAUUCCAGAAGCUUAACUGUGAUUGACAUGUUCUUAUUCUAAGCUAUAAGACACUCUCGGAGUCCUUUCUUUGGUUAGAACUUCAAUCAUUUUCUAAAAAAUUAUCUCACUAUGGAUUUUAUUCAUUUUCUUUGAUAGCUAUUCUUUGCAAUUUUUUUUUAACUUGAAAGGUGCUUUGCAUUUGCAGUGAAUAUGAGUAUCAACUUCCGGUGACAGAUUUGGACGGGGUUAGACCUGCUCUAGAUUCCGUGCUGCUAAAUUCCCUUUUAGUGCCAAAAUAUGAUUAUGAAAUCUGAUAUCUAUGCUGUAGUUAUUCUUAUUCAACCCAAAGGGUUAAAGAAAGUUUUAAAUAUCUGCGAAUGAACUCUAGAAAAGAUGGGUCAUGAUUUGGGUAAAACCUGUUCUCCAUUUAGGUACUAAGCAAUAUUGUAACACUCAGAAUGUAGUACUCGACAGUGGGGUGUCUUACACUGUUAAAACAAUUGAACCUGCUAACUGGGAAUGUAACGUUAGCCCAUCUCAAAAUCGUUUGUUUUCAUGCCAUCUCAGUAUUUCUACUGUUGCAAUAUUGUGGUCUUAGAUUUCAUGUGCUGUGUUUAACAAAGACAUUUUGCACAUAAUAAUCAUUGCUGUUUAUUUUUCCUGUUUCUUGUUACAAUAUUAAAAAGAAGAAGAAGAAGAAAAACAAAAAGCCUUAAGAGGCCUUCAUAGAUUCCUCCAGUGCCCGUGGGAGGUUGUAGGUGGAGUUCCUCCCCAGGGCUUGCUGCCCUAGCACAGGACUUGUUGCGGAGACAAAGGUCAAAAAAGGGAUGUUAAUAAACAGUCCUCAGGUUUAAGGGACUUUUUAGGAUUACAUCUUAAAUUCCAACAAAUCAGAUUUAGGAGUUGCUGAAAGUGAAAUUGAUCCAUCCCUCAUGCAAACUUGGCAAUACUUUCCUGUCCCGUUUCCUCGAUAGUUAGCUGUAUGAUCAGAUUAGAAGCCAUUGUACCCCGCUGCUGAAAGGAAAGAGAGGCAGAAAGCUAAACAUGGGAUGAAUUCUGAACCUUUUAACCUGGCUGGAGUAUGUUGGUUGCUGUUAUGCAAAUACCUCCAAUCCUCUGCUAAGUUCCGUGGAAAUAAUUUUCUUGAAUGACAGGUUGAUUCAGCAAGGAUUCAGUCGCUGAUUAAUCCCCCUUUGAUCUAGGGUAUUUCACUUAACUACCAGUUACCUCGUUCUGACAAAGUGCAGCUGAGAUUAGGGAGAUCACUAGAACACGACCGGCCCAUGCGUUUAUUCUCCAUAACCUUUCAAAGCAAGGGCCAAGAAUGCAAUUUAUUCUCAGUUUUUGAAGAUGCAAAGUCCUGUCUGCUAAGUUACAAAGUCAAUUGAAUACCAAAUGAAGUUUAUUUCUUAUGUAAGAGAAGAACAAACUUUUUUUUUUGUUCUGCGUAACAAUGAUAUUAGGAAUCACAGGCUUUGAAGAGAGUAAAAACAAAGGCUACAUUCCAAGUACAACUUUUUUGUCUCAUGUGCAAGAGGGCAUGCUCACUGCCCCUAGAUAGGCCAAGAAUCAAAGGUGUGGCGGCAGUUAUGCUGAGAAAACUCUUGUGUUUCAUGGGAUCACCGCAGCCAGCCCCGGCACCACUGAAAUAUGCACUGCUCACUACAGCAAGGGAGACAGGCAGCACACAAUCUUGUUAGCUUUUCUCUUCUUAAGGAAGUGGAGCCUUAUGUUCUCAUUAAAAUAACUGCAUUCAUUUUCCCUAAAUGGUGUCAUUGCCAAAGUAAGUCAUUCUCUUAAGUGUCUUCUGCCUUUUUCUUUAUCUUUUCUCCCAUAUAUUUAAACUUUGAAACAGUCUGUGCAGUUCUAAGAAAAAAAAUUCAGAUGUGUUUCAUGCUAUUUUUAAAGAAUUCACUUUUUAAAAACUAUUAUCAGUAUUAGUAUUUUUCUAGAUGUCAAAUUAUUCCUUAAAUAUCCUUCAAAACAUAUAAAAUAUAUAGAUACAUAAUAUAUACACAAUAAUUUGUAACAAAUUUUGUUUUUAAUUAUUGUUGUUAUUAAUGAUUAACUUUAUAAAUAAGACAAAACCUUUAAAUGUUAUAUAGUUGUUCAUUAUCCUGGUAGUA